Molecule: messenger RNA, 12385 nt
Organism: Pungitius pungitius (ninespine stickleback)
Lineage: Eukaryota; Metazoa; Chordata; Actinopteri; Perciformes; Gasterosteidae
Gene: nfia
Product: nuclear factor I/A
Exons: 11
Coding region: 1384-2826 (480 amino acids)
Biological process (GO): regulation of transcription by RNA polymerase II
Cellular component (GO): nucleus
Molecular function (GO): DNA-binding transcription factor activity, RNA polymerase II-specific; RNA polymerase II cis-regulatory region sequence-specific DNA binding
Source: RefSeq, a predicted model, not a curated record
GAGACGGUCAGUCGGGGGGGAAGGAGGGGGGGAGAGGGGUACCGUGCAAAGUUGCGGGACUUUGGCGGAGCCGCACAAACGGACUCUCCGCUGUGACUGUGGGGUUCGUUCGCGAAAACAUUCCUUCAGAGCUGCGGAGGAAUCUCCACCACGUGUUUUUAAAUCAAUAAAGAUCUAACUGAUUAGUUUAAUCUCCACGUUCUGCAGAGCUCCGGAGCGCACACUCACACGGACACGCAUACGAGCAGCGGCGGCCACCGGAUCCCACUUGUGAAUCGAUGGCGUUCUCUCUGAUCGAUAAUCCGAGUGUGUGAUCACUUGGAGCUCUGCAGGGGUCACUGCGCACUGUCCCGCGGACGCACGCACGCACGCGCAGCCACACCGACGCAGUCCGGGCGACCGAGCUGCGAGUGCAUGUCCCGGAGCUCGGAGCAUCAGACAGGCAUGAGGAUCGGCGAGGAGGUGGCGCUCCGCUCUGCGCCCGGGACAACGCACCGACUCUCUCUCUCUCUCUCUCUCUCUCUCUCUCUCUCUCUCUCUCUCUCCCUCUCUCUCUUUCUACCCGUUACCGUCUCCUCCCGUUGGAGAUAAAUUAACGGAAAGCAGCUGUCCGCUGUUUUAGAGGCGAGGCUGCCGUCUGGCAGCUCAAGGAUCCCGUUUUGCCUCUUUCUUUCUUCCCGGUCAGUUCUCUUUUCCCGGGACUCCGCUGCUACCGCUUCGCCGCGCCCCUCCAGUCCCGCGCACCGAGGAGCCGCCCCGCCGCACGCCGGCCACAGCGCCCCGCAGGACGGAUCGACAUGUUGCAGAGGAUCGCCGGUGGCCGCGGAUCUCCGGCGGUUUGAAAUGCAGUUUCGGGACGUUUUGGAGCUUUACACCGUCCACCGCCUCCACCGGCCGCUCUCGCCUCACGACCCCCCGGCACCGACUCCACACCGCGCCUCCCGUGACUUUUUGUAAUUUUUCUGCAUUUCUAACAGGACUUUUUAAUAUUGUUUCCGGAGAUGUACUUCGUGUCUGGGCUUAAAGUGGCGCGCUCCCCGGCGGAGGGCCUCUAACAGGUCCGGACAGUACAUGUAACCCGAGGCGGAGGUCAAAGUUCACCGCUGGUUGGAAAUGUGAAAGCGAAGGGGGCAAAAGGAGGGCUCUAUUCCCCCCUCUCUCUCUCUCUCUCUCUCUCUCUCUCUCUCUCUCACACACACACACACACAUACACUCACUCUUUUUUUCUGUUCUUUGCUUUUUUCACACAACACACCACUGCGCACACUCACGCGCAAAUACACACACAGGCUGGAGUUGCAGUAACACCCCCCCCCCCCCCCCACACAUACACAAACACACGUACACAAACCUCUUCCAGAUCUAAGAUUAGAUCCGACCGAUAUGUAUUCUCCGCUAUGUUUAACACAGGAUGAAUUCCAUCCUUUCAUCGAAGCCCUGCUGCCCCACGUCCGGGCCUUCGCCUACACAUGGUUCAACCUGCAGGCCCGCAAGAGGAAGUACUUCAAGAAGCACGAGAAGCGCAUGUCCAAGGAGGAGGAGCGCGCCGUGAAGGACGAGCUGCUGGGCGAGAAGCCCGAGGUCAAGCAGAAGUGGGCCUCGCGCCUCCUGGCCAAGCUGCGCAAGGACAUCCGGCCCGAGUUCCGGGAGGACUUUGUGCUGACGGUGACGGGGAAGAAGCCGCCGUGCUGCGUGCUCUCCAACCCCGACCAGAAGGGCAAGAUGAGGCGGAUCGACUGCCUGCGUCAGGCGGACAAAGUGUGGAGGCUGGACCUGGUCAUGGUGAUUUUAUUCAAAGGGAUUCCCCUCGAAAGCACUGAUGGGGAGAGGCUGGUCAAGUCCCCGCAGUGUUCGAACCCCACCCUGUGCGUGCAGCCGCAUCACAUUGGAGUUUCCGUCAAGGAGCUAGAUCUCUACCUGGCCUACUUUGUGCACGCAGAAACCGGCCAAUCAGAAAGCCCCAACCAGGCCAGCGAUUCAGAUAUCAAGGAGCAGCCAGAGAACGGUCAUCUGGGUUUUCAGGACAGCUUUGUGACACCCGGCGUCUUCACGGUGGCCGAACUUGUACGAGUCUCUCAGACACCUAUCGCAGCUGGUACCGGGCCAAAUUUCUCACUGGCCGACCUGGACAGCUCCUCUUAUUACAGCAUGAGUCCAGGAGCCAUGAGGAGACCUCUGCCGAGCACCUCCUCCUCCAGCUCUGCCAAGAGGAUAAAGUGUAUGGAGGAGGACGUGGACAGUCCUGGGGAGGAGUCCUACUACACCAGUCAGGGUCGAUCUCCGGGCAGUGGCAGCCAGGCCAGCAGCUGGCACGAUGUGGAACCAGCUGGAUAUAAGCUGCGCGGCUCUCUAGCUAGCUCAUUCAUCUCCCGACAAGCGAGCCCCCACGCUCCCCCCUCCAGCCUCCACUUCUCCUCCUCCCCCAUCCUGCAGCAGCCCGGCUCCUACUUCUCCCACCCGGCCAUCAGGUAUCACCCACAGGAGACGCUCAAGGAGUUCGUCCAGCUGGUCUGCCCUGACUCCGCCCAGCAGGCCGGACAGGUGGGCUUCCUUAACCCUAAUAAUAGCUCCCAGGGAAAGGUCCACAACCCUUUCCUCCCGACGCCCAUGCUGCCUCCCCCGCCGCCUCCCCCGAUGGCUCGCCCCGUCCCGCUGCCUGUCGACGCCAAGCCGCCAUCCACCUCCUCCACCGAUGGCGGGGGCAACUCGCCCACCUCCCCCACCUACUCCACCCCCACUUCAUCUCCGGCCCAGCGGUUUGUCAGCGUCGGACCCAGAGAUCCCGGCUUCAACAUCCCUCAGCAACCACAGUGGUACCUGGGAUAAGGACUCCACCCCUGCCCCUCCACCCACCUGUACGACAGAUCGCUGCAUCCUCCUCUUCGACCCUUGACCUUUGAUGCCAGUUGCGACAGAGAGUCCCUUCUUGCCCUGCCCCUUCAGCCCUCCAACUCCUCCCUCUCUGCGCCUGACUCCACCCCUACCAGCGCCCAACUCAGCAGCAACAGCAUGGCUACAGCAGAUCAAACGCACCCGAUCCCGGUGUUAAAAGAACCCAUCUGUAAACCGUAUGUCACAGACUUCCCUGUAGACGCAUGGUUUGUAGGUCGAUGUCCAUUUUAGUGCCAGACUCCUCCCCCUCCCACAACCCACAAGACGGACCAGUUUUUGUGAACGCCGCUAGCCUGAAUCACAGGGCUUCGCCUCUGGAGAAACAACAUUAUCCUCUGCAGAGUGUGCAUCCAGUGGACUUAUAACGGUACAAUCCCCUCCACCCCCCAUCCAACCCCCCGUGCCAGUGGUUCCUGAUGGCUUGGGGUUGGUUUGGUUGGUGGGAUCGGACGGGCUUUACCAUGGGAGGGGUGUUACCUGGCUCAUAUACCAACAGCUAAUACCCACGACCCCCUCAUAGAUGUCCGAGCCUUCACAGCCUCCACGGAUUGACUCCGUCCUCCCCCCCACUUGACCAUGCCCCCCUGGGUGGUGGCACGAAAGGGAGGGAGGGAGUCAACGAGGCUCUUUCCAAGGACAUGGACCAGUGCUUUAUGGAAAGAGCCCACCUGAUGGGAAGGUGAUGCGGGUACAAACCAACGCCCUGCCUGUUUCACAGAAAAAACAUGAACUGCAAAUGGAAGGGUCACAGGUGGUUUGGGAGAAGGUGGGGUGGUAAACGUGGGGGGAAGCAGGAGUUUGUUGUUCAUGUGAAGUGUUGCAACCAGACGCUGGUGGAUCCAAGCUGGUUUAUCUAAGAAGGCUUUGGUUUCAUGGCUCAUUGAUAUUUCUCUCCUAGGCAGUCAUUUCAGCUGGUCCCCUCCUCUUCCUCCUCUAUCCAUCCACCAGUCUGUGUGAAGCUACAGCAUACAAAGGGUGGGCAGAAGGCUCUGGUGUCCGAUAUGCAGCAGGCAGACAGGAGAGAGAAUGAUGAGUGACUAAAACUUUACCAGUGGAAUAUUGAUCAUGAGGAAAGUGCAAUUUUGUUGACUAGCUGUUGGAUAGUUAAAUAUCUUUGUAAGAUAGCUCAUUUAAAACAGUUGAUGAAAAGUAUAUAUGAACUAUAUUUUUCUUCUUAGUCCGUUCACACCUCUGGGACUCUAAAAUAUUGGGGUACAAAAGACAACAACACAGCAUUGAACUCGAAACAUAGCCUUGGGAGAAAUAAGAGGAGCGGUUUUCACACUAUUGUCUAUUAUUUGUGGUUAGUUCAUCUUGUAAAGCUGUUAGUUUGGUAGAACAAGAAUCCCUUUAAAGAAAUAUCAUUUUUAACAAUCACUUUUUUGUAUUUCUUGCAGCUUAAGCUUUUUAUUUGGUUUGAAAGAAGAAAAACGCUUAACUUAUUUUAAUGAGCACAUUGUUUUACUUUAAAAAAUAAAAAGAAGCUAUUUGAAUUUCUCAUGAGGCAAAAUCAGGAGAACAUAUAACAAGUGAAUUUAAGUUAAAACGUUUUCUCCCGGUUUCUGCGAGAUAAUCGUUAACGGGUGUUACCCGCUGAUUGGCUGGGUCUCAUAGAGGUCCUAUCCAAUCAAAAGCACUUAUUCCUGCAGUUGGCCAAUAGGCCGUGUGUGUAAUCAGGGGGUGUGGUUAAGUGAUAAAGAGGCAGAGCAGAGGGUAACUCUCUGAAAGCUUUCGUCCACAGACAGCCGGGCGCUUCACAUGCAACCAUUUUAUUGACCAUUUUAUUUUUUUUCUUCCUUUCCUAUACCUUAUAUAUAAAUAUAAAUAUAUACAGUAUAUACACACACACACACCCAAACACACACACACACACCCAAACACUCUUAAGACCAUCCAGCGUCAAACAAAAGUGAAUUUAAGUGAAAAUGUUUUUUUUUAAAAGAACAAAAAAAUCUGCAUGUUCUAGUGUUAGUGACAAAUUUUUUCCAUAGAUGAUGUAGUUAGUGAGAUAAAGACACUAUAUUGUAAAUCCAACAUGAGGCACUUGCCAGCAGCCAUCUAUCAGUUUGGCCCCGUCGAGGCCUUUUCUAUUGCUCUCCUUUACAAACAACCAGCUCUAUUCUCGGCACAUCUCCAUUUCAAUUUUCUACUUCCCUCGCUCACCCCUUACUUUUUCCUUCAGCAACAGAUCAAUUCUGCUUUUUGGAUGAUAGUAAUUCAAGACUUUCUCUCUUUCAUCUGUACGUUAUUAAAUUGCACGAAAACAAUUGUUCCUCAUGAAUGUGCCUUGAGCUACGGUCCAGUCCUGGGAGGUUGCACAAGAUCCAAUGUGGAGAGUCUUGCUUUAUCGUUAUUCUGCUUUGAACUUCUUAAUUCGUCGUCAGCACCUGCAGUUUUGUUGGUAGUUGAAGCAAUUAACGUCAAAGCGCUGAAGCCGAAGAGGAACGCUGGGGUUACCAGAAUUACUGACUGGUAAUCUCUCAGUUUUAAGAGAUCUCAGGCCUUUGCUGCACUGCUUUCUGCCCCCCUUGCCCUCCUUGCCCCUCACCCCAUCCCCACCUGCAGUGCUGAGCAGCGACCUCACAGGUGAAUGCUACAUCAGCUACAAUCAGGUCAAACAUGUUCAGGUACCUGCUAACGGACGACAACACAGGGAAAUUUUGUGAAAUGAGCAUUGAGUCUGAGGUUGUGUUAUGUUGAAAGGACUAAUGUGUAGAUGCUGUUUGUCUUAUGUAAAAACAACAUGAGGUUAACAUGACUUUCUCAGCUCUUAGCUAUAUAUCAGAUGUAGAAGCGAAAACAAUUCAUAGUAAUUAGCUGUAAAAACAUUUCUAGCUAAUGUCACAGCUUGAAAGAUUCCAUCCAGCUUGCUGCUAAUGUUAUCUUAUACUCCAGCAGCUAAAAUGGUUUGAGGGGAAAGAAGGGUGACCACAGUGGGUGACAUUUAGGAGAAGAGAGAUGGGAGUGUGCACAUUCACGGUGGUGGCCUCCAGUACGUCAGUGUAACAAACACGAGUAAUAAUACUUGAAGUAUUCUUUUCUGCAGACUUGGCAAAAUGCUGUGAAAAUCAGUUUUAGUCUAAUUUUGCCUAAAAAGCUUAGUCCCUGUUAGAUAGUGGUUUAUUUUAGCAGGUAAAAUUCUUUAUUUAGGUCAGCUAACCAUGAGUAGCUAAACUGGUCAUGUUAGUAACUGGCUAUGCCGUUGAGGUUAGCUAACUGUUGAGCUUAGCAGCGUCUUUGGGUGUGCUAUCGGUUUGUUUAUUACCUGGUCCCUAACAGUUAUUUGAAGAAGAAACAAAGAGUUUAUGGUCUGAUGACUUUCGUUUAAAUUAUAUAUGUGCUGUGCUGAUACAAAAACAGGAAAUAGAUGGACAUUAAAACACAUUUUCUCACUUUUCCUGUUAUUUGCACUUAAAGACAUUGUACUCAUUUCACAAAAUUUUGUGAUGUCAAUAUAGACAAGGCAGAGCUUGUAACUUCUCACUAGCUGGUUUGUUAAGUUAACCAAGUUAACCCCCAUCCAUCCCAUUGAUCCUAGCGUAUAUCUGAUGGGAUGACUUUCAUUUUAAACCCUUCCUUUUUACAUUUUUUUGUUUGUUGGUUCUUCUACUUUUUGUUCCCAAAAAAGAACUAUGUGGACAUAAAAUAUGCAAUACCUGCUUGCACUCACUUUUUUGUUCUUUUUAACUGCCAUUGUUUUAGUUUUUUUCUUUCCCUUUACUUUCAACCAAAGUUAGCGUGCAUGCAACUGGCAUCUUGCUCCGUGGUCGGCCCCUAAAAAUUGUGAAGCCAACCCCGCACCAACGCUGCAGCAAAGCUGAGCCACCAUCGUUUGGGGAAUUCCACUUCCUUCCUUCCUGUUUUUAAAAUCUUCCUGACGGCUGCAAUAUUACAUUUGGGUCUCUCUUUCUGAAAUGUCUUUUUUUUCAUUAUUUGUUUGGUCACGAGCAAGCCUUAAACAAGUCCAACUUCUUCUCCAUCGCACAGAAAACAGUUUAUUAAAAAACAUUUUCGAUGACGUCCAGCAUUUUAACCACGCCCCGCCCUGCUCAGCAGAGGUUUUAGUGAAUAAAUUGUUCACCUGUUCUGUGUUCAGUUUGUCUAUCAAAUGUAAUGGACAGCGCCGUGACGCCGCCAGCUGUGAUGGUUUAGUAGUUUGCACUUGUGUGGGUUGUGUUUCCUCCUAGUGUGACAUGUUUGUUUUCGUCUCUGUUCUUGCCUACCCUUUAGCCAUGAGUUGGGCAUUACUUCUUAAUUAUCUGCACUAAAUAUGAAAUAAAUGACAAUAGUGAAAAAGUAUUACGUUAAAAAAAUAAUUAAAAAAACGGGGCUUAAAAAGAGCAAAGGGAAUUCAAAAAAAUAUUGCACGGACAUUUUUUUUUUUUUUAAGUGUCACAAAAACCUUGUGAAACAGCCUAGCAUCUAAUCAGCGACUUUUGGCUGGGUUCUGUGUAAGAUAACGACAAAAUUGCACCCUUUUUAAAGAAAGAAAAAAUGAAAAAGAAUAUAAAAGCAAUAGUUUGGGCAGUGUGUUUUUUUGUUCUUGUGUUGUGUGUGUAAUUUAGUUCUGGUACAGCAGCGAAGAGACGCAAUGAAGAGUUAGCUCUUAAUGGACGGGAGGGCAGAGCAGCAGGGCCACAAGGCCGACUGGGAGACGUGUUUGUAUGUUGUAUAGUUUUAUUAAUUACACUGAUUUUAAAGCUGCCCUAUUUUAUAAUGCAGGACUUUUGUAACAUUGAUAAAAUGAGGAAAAACUAGUGUUGUGAUUUUUCUGAUUGUUUGUAUCGAGGCCACAUUACUAGAAUUGGUUUGGUUUGUUUUCCAGGAACUGGAUUUAAGUUGAAAACUUUCCUGUUUCCUUAUUUUUCCUUAAUUCUUUUCUUCAUUUUUGCUUUCCUUUUUGUAUGUAUUUAAGGACAUUUCCUCUGUUGAUGGUAUAGCAUAUUCCUAUACUUAAAAAGUAUGGGGCGCUGUGGUGAUAAGACCAUUGUAAAUGGAUGUUACAGUAUGCUGUAUGUUUUGAAGGUUAUUUGUUGCAUCAGUGUUGAUGAAGCUACAUCUAGGUAAUUCUGAGGAAAAUUGGUAAGAAAAGCAAGCGUUUUUUAUGCAUUUAAAAAUUUAGUUUUUAGGCAGGAGACAAUGACAUAGCCAGCCAAAGGAUGCCCCUACUAUAAAUGCAUUUAGGCAUCUUUUUUUGUGUUCACCAUUCCAUGCAGGAAAAUAAACAGCUUGAUUAUGCAACAUGAUUCUUUUUCUUUUCCAUCUGUUUCUUUAUUCACUGGCCCACAAUAUCAAACUCGCCUCCUCUUCUUUCUCCUCCUCCUCCUCCUUCUUCUCCUUCUUCCCUUCGUCCUCCUCCUUCAUCCCUCCCUCAGCCUGGAGGUCCACUCUGAUCUCUGUCCAUCUGCACAUCCACCGCUUCAUUGCAUCACAUUCAUCAGCAGCAGAUAACCGUCCGAGGUACCUCAAGACAAACAGUAUUUCUGGUAUGAUCAAAGUUUCUGCUCAUUUCCUGCAUUCCCUUCUAGUAUCACAGCUUUUAUCAUAAGAUAUAUUAACUCACUUACCUCAAUACAUAAUCUAAGGUGAGGUGCUCUUAACUCGAUUACCCUGCCGCAGAGUAGUAGUACUUCCUUUAGGUGCUCAUCAAGGUCUACACUGGACAUUUUCGUCCUCGUUCAAUCGUCCUUAUCAAUUCUACAUUAUUGUACAAUUAUUUGCUCUUUAGAACGUCUUUAAAGCAGAAAAGGCCCCCAUAUCAAGACAUCCAAAGAACUUAAAUUCAAUUUGUAUGAUUUGUUUUUGCUUGAAUAAUUCACUUAAAAUAAUCAUUAAUUAGCGACACGUUCUAGCCUGGAAAGUGAACAACUGAAAAAUGGGACUCAGACACGUUCUGUGUAGGCAAACUCUCCAUCCUUUCAAACUCAUGUUGCCUCAACCUAUUUUCAAACAAACAAAAAAUUGGUUGCAAGUCGAAAAAUACCAAAAACUCUAUGUUAUUUUUGGGGAAUGUAUAUUUAAUAUUGCUAAAGGAUUCUAAAAUGUUGCUGAUUGUCUAAUGAAAUGGUGAACCCAUAAAAUACAACCUGGUUUUGAAUGUUAGGAACUAACAGCUAUUAUUUUGUGAGGAAGGGGAUAUUCCCAAAAGCUUUUGUUUUGCAAUAUAAGUUUCAGGUGCAAAUUAAAAUAGUGAAAAGGCGCGUAGCCUCAAUGCUAAAGCCGAGGCUUCGAGAUGGCUGCAACGCCUUACUCCGCUCACCCUGAAUCUAAAGAACUCCAAAGCUUAUCAAACCAGCGAUAUUAGCGAAAGCUGGAGAGUCUUGCAUUUCCCUACUUCACUCCCCGCCAAGAGCUGAUUUGGCAUUUAAAUGGAAUUCUGCCGCUCCAUAAGGAAACAGGGUUGAACGAAGGCUGAGCUUUUUAAUGCUAGCGCCCUUUUUUGUUUUUCACAUUUGUCCAAAGUCUCCCGGGGCUUCCCCGAAGAGACAAAUUCAUCGCACCAGGCCGCUGUUUGAGUCGACCGUUUUUUGAACAGGGUCUGAAGGUAAUUGAAUUUGAACAGCUUAAACGUGAAGAGGGGCAGAAUUCUUCAGGCUUCGAACCAGGGUAUUUUUAAUCCGCCCAUGUACACUUUAAGGACCCGAGGAUGUGAAUAAUGGCAACGCUGAACGUACAGUAGCCCAUACUUGUAGAACAAUCAUUGAAGGAACUGCACGAGAGCUUCAGUGACACCUGAAUCUAGCUGCUUUUUAUUUGCUCGACACCCGAGUCAAAUCCUGUUGUUGUCUUCGGCAACGGCAGGGCACGAGGAAGACAUCCUUCAGGGCGACGGAGUGUGGAAAUGAGUCUCAAUGGCAGCCCUUAAUAGAGAUGAAGGAAAGUCAUUGGACAGGGAGGCAGGUAACACUGAAGCUGCUCUCCAGCAGUCAACUGUAAUCAAUUACUGUUCUUUGUGCAAAGAUAUUUAUUUAUUCUUUUGCAAAACCAUCACACGGUGCUAAUUGUUGAAUCAAGCCAGUGAAGAGGAAGCAAGCUGGGAAAGCUUGCCGCCAUCAUGCUUCCCCGAUAGCGUAUCAGCGCAUAGCAGUCUAAUCUGCAUGAGAACUAUGCACUGACAAGACAUCCACGCGGCUCACGUGUGCGCGCCGCCCGCGGGGACUUUGGUGUCUAACUUUGUGAAACACAUCGGCCUUUGCCUUCUUUUACAAUCCGUAUUUGCGUUUUCCAGAUCCCAGCUUCCACGGACCAAACGAGUCCUUCAACAAAAUUGGAAAAAUAAAUGAAAAAUAAAAGAGAACCAGCAUAUUACGUAAUAUAUUUAAAAAGAUCAAAUGUAGUGCCUGUGAAAACCUGUAUUAUAAUGCUCUUCUGAAAACCGAAUAUAAUAAUUGUUUGUAACUGUUGAAAUUUCUGACCACCAGUAGCCUUUGCUGUCUGUCAGGCCACUCUGAUUAUAGCUAAUGUACAAUAAUCAUAAAAUGUAACUGCAUGCUCUUCCAUAAUCGCGUAGUAAACUGUUACAAUGACACACAAAAAAGUUACAAAAACCAGAUUGUUUUGUUACUAUUCUUGGUUACUCUUUCUUUUCUUUCUUUUUUUACCUCUCCUCGUAUGCCUCAAACCUUUUUCUGCUCACCUCCUUCAUCCGUCCAUCCUCACACAUGGGACUCUUUCAUCUCCGACAUGAAAACACCACUGAACACCUCCGCGUGUCGGUUUAUUGCCAUCAAUUUGAUGGGUGUGCCACCAUGAUGACUGCCCCGGGGCAAUCGGCGGACAGCUGCUUCCUCUCGGGUGAUCCUUUUUUUUUCCCAACAAUUUCCAGCUAACUUUUAACAUCAGCAAGCACCUGGCUUGUCUGGCUCUCUGUAACCCUUCCUCCCUUACCCCCCGCGUCCAUUGACCAGCAGACUGAGAAAUCUUUGCAAGGGCUCUGGGUGAGUGCUCCUUCUUCUUCCCCCCCCCCGGGCAGUUUCCUGCAGGAGAUCGAAUCGAUAUCUGUUUUUUUUUUUGCAGUGCUCAGCACUAUCCGGGACAGAAUACCCCUCCCUCCCUCCCUCCCUCUUUGAGCCUCCACUGCGUCUCCCUCGGCUGGACAUCAAAUGGGCCGCCCGCUCCUCCAGGAUGAGAGAGUUAUAGAGAACGAAAAGUAGAGGGAGUCGCAGCGACCCCCGCAUCAACCCCCCCCACUCUCAGUCUCUUACCCACCAAUUUCCUCUUCCCAGUCCCCGGCCAGCUGGGGUCGAUCGGCUUGUCUAGCUCACCUCCAGUGGCUCCUCUCUCUGUUCGACUCGCAACCUGUCGAUGCAGCCCGGGUCUUUGAAACCAACAGUUUCUUCGACUUGUGGAUCUCUUUUAGGGCAGAAAACUUUUUGCGAUGACCAACUUUGUUGAUGACCAGACUGUUUUGCUACAGGACUACAGGACCACUGAUGAUGCAAGUUCUGCUUACACUACUGUUUUCAGAGCAAGGUGUAGUGUUUUUCAUAGUCCAAAUAUUUCUUGUACAGGCCCAAUUUUUUCUUCACUACUUCUGAUAGGAGAUCUAGUAUUACCUAUAAUCAUUAGCCAAUACCUCAAAGAAACUAUAUCAGUACAGAAAUUCCAAGAUAUGUUUCUGGUAAAAAUUCUUUAGAGGAAAGCAAUUGAAAAUGAUCUAACUAUCUAAACGCCCAACCUUUGGUCCUUCUGAAUAAAGUACAAAUGUUAGCAUCCAGAAUUCAUUUGUAAUUUCAGCCAAAAGCUAACAGCCCAGAUCUGCCCACAUUUCUCUCUUGUUGAUGUUCUGAAUUUUCAACCCGGUCAGCAGUACCGAUAACCGAUCGUCUCCAUUAGCAUUUUCUUUGUUGUCUUUCCAGAACUCUCAAUAAAAAUAAAAAAAAGUUCUACUAUAUCUAACCCACGACAAUCUCAAAAGGGGGAGGGUUUAUCUUUAUCUUUUCCUCCCGGGCACGCGUCCUGUUGCAGUCUGAGUCACACGUUCCCAAAACAUUCCAUCAUCCCCCCUUCUCACCACCCAAAUUACCAUGGAAACCCAACGAAACGUCAGCCAUCAACCUCACCCUCAUCCUCACCCAGAACGAACUUAAACCUUGUGCCUCUACAACUCUUUUAUGGGACAGGGCGGUGUUUUCUGCUGCCGCCGACAUCGACGUCGCACCGGUCCAUGACCCGGUGUUACAUAUUUGUUCAAUGUUAACUAGUUCCCAUUAGUUGUGUCCGGUGCAAUUGUUGUUCUUCCUUUGUGUUCUGAAGCUGUGGGUUUGCACUGACUCUUUUGAUUGUCAGUUCUUGUCACUCUGUUGUUCUGUUUUUUGGUUGUUGUGUUCUUCCCUUUCCGGCUGUUAUUGCUUUCUUUUAAACUGGUAAAGUGUUGGCCCGUCACUCUUGGCCCCAUUAGUGAUUCCAUGUCCACGCAAACUCAAUUUACUGGAAGCAAGAUGUGCAUUUCCUAUGCAACAACGACAAAAAAAAUAAAGAUGCUAAUGCUCUA